This is a messenger RNA of Phalacrocorax carbo (great cormorant), 1197 nucleotides long. The record is from RefSeq and is a predicted model, not a curated record. NCBI's taxonomy places the organism in Eukaryota, Metazoa, Chordata, Aves, Suliformes, Phalacrocoracidae.
GCAAAGUACUUUAGCCUUUUAGUCAAACCACAGUCAGCAAGAGUUGAGCUGCGAACACUGUCGGCAGCAGCACUUGGCUGUACUGCUAGAGACAGACUAACCACAGGAAAGGCAGACUGGAUUAGACUAAAGGGCAUUCUUAGCUGUGCCUGAAGAUGAUGUACUAAGAAGUGAAACAAGACGUUUACAAAGAAGAUAACUUUUCUUGAACGUAGGUACCUGAAGGAAGAACAGGAGUGUUGUUCCUCACCUUCAGCCACAAUGUCAUCUUAUUUCUGCAUGAACUGGAUUCUUCUGAUGCUUUUUACAGGCCCCACAGUAUUGGGUUCACUUGUGAAAGGAAAGGUUGGUCAGAGUGUCACUGUGCCCUGCUUUUACACUGUGGAGAGGUCACAAGACAUCACAUCAAUGUGCUGGGGUCGUGACAGGUGUCCUCCUUCAAAAUGUUAUCGGCCCAUUAUCUGGACAGAUGGACAGAGGGUGACAGAGCGGUACAACAGCAGGUAUAAGUUGAAAGGGAACCUGUCAAAGGGCGAUGUGUCCCUCACGAUCUUGAAUGCUGAGGAAGCAGACAGUGGGAUAUACUGCUGCCGCGUGGAGAUCUCAGGGUGGUUCAAUGAUCAGAGAACUAAUCUCGAGGUUGUGAUAGAAAAAGCUCAUGGGAGCACCAGCGAAUCAUCCUUUACCAUCGCAAGAACAUGGCCAUCAGUUUCUGCUUCGGAAGCUCCUCAGACUACCUCUGGUCCCUGCUCAAGCACCUCAGACUGCUCAGAUGUAACCUCAAACCUGCAGAACAUGUCUGUAUCACGGCCUAGUCAGCAGUAUUCAGAAAAUGGGCUAUACAUUGGGAUUGGUUUAUGUGUGGUACUUCUAGCCAUCCUCACUUUGGCUCUGCUCCUCACUAGACAAUACUUCUACAAUACAAAGAAGACGGGUGACUUUGCAAACUUCAUUGCGUAUUGGAGACCAAAACAUGCAGGGAACCAUAGCGCCCUGGAAGAAGAGGUCCAUGCAGAGGAAAACAUUUAUAUAAUACACUAAGGACUCUAUGCAUGUUUGCCUUUGUCAUCGCUGGGACAUUAAAUAGUUUGCAAAAUGUUAGCUGCUCCCUCUGCUCAGCAGCGAAACGUGACUGGACUACUAAAGCAUUCACAUCAUUCUCAUAAAACAAAUAAAAGCUAUACUUGUAAUUAAAAA